Molecule: messenger RNA, 1096 nt
Organism: Funneliformis caledonium
Lineage: Eukaryota; Fungi; Glomeromycota; Glomeromycetes; Glomerales; Glomeraceae
Source: the annotation of a GenBank genome assembly
AUUUGAAGAUGAGGCUGCAUGUGAAGAGGAUCGUCGAACGUUUCGAGAGGAAAUCUCAAAACUUUCAACAUCACUUGCUUCAUCUGCGACUAUUUACGUGGAUAAUCCUCCAUUACAAGGUCGUUAUAAGUUAAUAGCAAGAGGUUCACGAGAUGCAUCUCGCAGAAUCUUGUUAGAGCACUUGAAAGUCUGUCAAGAAGUCUACAAUCCCGAAAUGCUUUCUAAAUUUAGUAAAAUGAUCGAAGAGUUUAAUUCAAUUAUCCAAGAAACGAUCGGGGCAAUGAAGGUUGUUGAUUAUCAGUUUAAUAACAACGCAAACUAUAUAGGAGAAUUCAUGUUUGAACGGGAAAGUAUAAUCGAAAUGAUUGAAAAGCGCAGAGAAUUAGUAAAAGAACAAAUGAAAGAUCGAUUUACAGCUAGUGCUUUAAGUCAUGCUGCUAUUUUAAGUGGUAAAGCUAUGGCGAUCUCGGGAAUAUGGUUCCCACCUGCUUUGGUGCCAGGUGCUGUUAUAUCGUUUGGUGGUUGGCUGAGUGCCACUGGUACUGAAUCUGUUGCAAUAAUUAAGGAAAAUGAAGUAUACAAAUUCUUCGAAGAAAGCCUUGCGAAAGACAAAGAAAAGCGUGAAUUAUUAGAACUCUCACAAAUAGAGUUAAAAGAAUCCAUUAUCAAAUUAAACGAAAUCCGUCCUCGCUUCAAGAGUUCAGAAUACAAAAAACAGAACUUGGACAAAAAAAGAAUUGACAUAAUUAAGACUGUGCUGAAUAGUUUUCUUGGUGAAGAAAUUGAUACUGAUUUAUCUGAAUUGAAAUUAGACGAUAACGAAAAAACUGAACAUAAUACUGGUUUGAAAGCAGUGAGAGCCGCACUGGAAGCUGUUUGUAAACCUGUGGCGUCUCCCAUUUCAGUUUAUUGUAUUUAUCGAGAUCGACAGGAAAUUGAAAGCCGUACUUCUUUGGACGACAUGGAUAAGAUAAUUAAAAGUUGGAGAGAAGAAUUAACGGUUUUAAAAAAAAGAGAACUAUUACUAAAUGAAGAAUAUAAGAAAGUUAGGUGGUGUAAAGAGGAAUUGGCAAAAUUAUCAUCAGCUGUUGAUUGA